UAUCUAAGACACAGGGCUCUGUAGGAAUACAGACAAAUCCUUAAAGAAAUUCACAGAUAUAGAAGAAAGAGACUGACUUGCAUGUAUGUUCAAAGUAGUGUGAAGAGUGCAUUUUAAGGCGCGUAGAAACACAAGUCUGCACUUGCAAAUAUUUCUCUAAUUCCUUUAAUGUGAGUGCAAUGGAGAUUUCAUGGAACUUCAGGUUUGGCAUCGUCAUCUUGGGCGACUCUGCCGUGGGGAAAUCGUCUCUCUUGCAUCGGUACACUGAGGGUACCUUUGACGAGUCCAGGAAGUCUCCACUGGGCAUUGACUUCAAAGUCAAACACCUAGACUUUGACCCUGGGGUGCUGAUAAAACUCCUUCUUUGGGACACAGCUGGGCAGGAAAGAUUCAGAUCAAUCUCCAAAUCCUACAUGAGGAACUCGGUGGGCUGCCUCCUGGUGUUCGACAUCUCCCAACGGAAGACCUUUGAUCAAGUGAGGAGCUGGCACAAGGAAGUCGUAGAAUAUGUCAAACCCGCCACCAUGGUCUUCAGCUUGAUUGGGCACAAGGCUGACCUUGAAGCACAAAGGACAGUGAGUAAAAAGGAGGCAGAGGAGAUGGCCAAGGAGCUGGACAUGACCGGUUACCUGGAGGUCUCCUCCAAAGACAACACAAACGUGGACCUUGCCUUUGAAAUGCUCACCAAGGAGAUCUACAGCCAGUUUUACCAGGGCAAAAUUCCAAUGCAGGAAGGCUGGUAUGGACUGACUGUUGGGACUCCUUUGAAACUAGAACAAACAGAAGUGAAGGAAACAACAAAGUCAGGUUGUGGCUGUGGGUGAAUUUCAAAGGGAAUUUGCUGAAUUGUAAACCUUAAAGAGUUGAUGCCUGAUGUUCAAACACUUAACCCCUUUUUUUUGUUUGUUUUUUUUACUGUAUUUCCUUAGGUGCAAUGUUUCAUUUUAUUUCAAUAUGGUACAUACUAGUUCAUUAAUUAACUAGUCAGUGCUGAUUCCAUGACCUUUUUAAAGACUCAACAUAGUUAACAAAACAAAACAUUUUUCUUUGGUUAAGUUCAAUCAAUCAAAAGCUUGUAGGCCUAACAGGUUUCCCAUUUUUGUAUUGUUUCUCAAGGCUGCUGUUGUUUAUGAUGGCAAUCUGAUUAUUCAUUUAAUAACCUUGAAAAUACAUUUUUGAUUUUUUAACAACAACUUUUAAAGGUAAGACUCAGAAAUAUACAAAAGCAUUAUCAAGGCUGGGCUUCUCAGCAAAGGCACUUCAGAAAGCUCUUUUAUAGCCUUUUCCAGCAUACAAUGUUUACAAAAUAAUUUUAAAAAUAUGCUAAAUUUGGAAAAUGGAUAGCAUACCUAUUGAGAUAAAAGAGGUUUACCUUAUUAUUUAAAAUGUGGGAACAAUUCCUUAAAGGAAAGUGUGAUUUAGGAAUUCACAAACAGACAAAAAAUUACUUGGUGACUUAUACUGUAUGUGAUGUGGUGCAUAGUGAACAGUCAGAACAGUGGAACCAAUAGAUAUAGUUUAGCAAUCAAUGGUAUGCGUUAUUGAAAUGUUAUUUAAAAGGUGAUUAAAAUAUUUCAAAUGUUU
Molecule: messenger RNA, 1584 nt
Organism: Lepisosteus oculatus (spotted gar)
Lineage: Eukaryota; Metazoa; Chordata; Actinopteri; Semionotiformes; Lepisosteidae
Product: ras-related protein Rab-39A
Biological process (GO): vesicle-mediated transport
Cellular component (GO): Golgi apparatus
Molecular function (GO): GTP binding; GTPase activity
Source: RefSeq, a predicted model, not a curated record